Molecule: messenger RNA, 8839 nt
Organism: Porites lobata
Lineage: Eukaryota; Metazoa; Cnidaria; Anthozoa; Scleractinia; Poritidae
Source: the annotation of a GenBank genome assembly
CAGCCGACUUCGGCAGUUGUUUAAUUGCACCUGUUUGAUUAAGUCAAAAUAUUGACCUUUUGAAACCGGAGCAGGUGAAAUGCUGAGAAGAAGUUUACUGAAUUGUGCAUUUUGCUUUUAUUUGAUAUUCAAGAGCCCGUCUGUUUGUUUGGAUGGGCACCAGAAACCAUUCGGCGCUCAUCGAGAACCCGAUGUUGUCACAGAGGAGCUUCAAACUGUACCGCAUCCGAUAGAGUUUUGGGAAAAAUACGUCUCGAAAAACAGACCUGUUGUGUUAAGAGGGGCAGCAAAAUAUUCCAGGUAUAAUUGUAUAAAAGUUUAUUUGUUUUCCCGUAACGUUUGCAAUCGAGUCUCAGUUCUAUAAGGUUGCAAAUAAGUGUGCCUUUGUGCAUUGGUAACUUGGGCUUAUGAAUUUUUUAACUUCUAUUUAAUAAGAUUGCAUUUAUUAUUAAAUAGCUCGAGUAUGGUUAGCAUUAUUUCAAUAAGUACUUAAAUUAGUUAGAACUAUUUUAUUUCGAUUUCUGCACUAUGAAGUUGUAUGUUUAUAGAAAAAGAAUAAGCUUAUAAAGAUUUAUAAAACAAGUUGCUUUUUUUUUCAUUUAUCAUUUUUUUUUUCUUGUUUGGAAAAAACAAAGGAUUUUCCCUAAGGCAAGUUUUAACAGCUGUAAGUAUAAUUACUAUUCAUGCAGAUAUUUGAUUGUGAAAAUGGUGUUGGUUGUAAGACAGCUGUUUUGUUUUCAAAGGGGUUUUUUAAACUUUAUACGUUAAGGCAAUUGUUUUCAUUACUUGAUGAGGCCCUGUACGGAACAUGCAGAUCUGCAGACUGGUCUUUUUUUCGUCUGCUCAACCGUCUUCAGCAGGCCUGCAGAUCACUUGCCUGAAAUGUCUGCAGUUAGUAUGCAGUUGGUCUGUAUUAAGUGUGCAGUUCGAUUUUAUUUAGUCACGGAAAGGUGAACACAAAAAGUGGAUCGGUUCUAAAAGUAUCCCUUCACUGUCAGUGAGCUGCAAGUGAAAAGGUGAAUGACAGACCUUUAGGUCUGCAGAUUGACUGCAGCAAAGUGAAUGGAGUAUUAGAUGUCAGCUAAAAAUAUACGAAGAAAACAACACGCUGCAAGCCAAAAGGUGACCUAAAGGUGACCUUUAUUUAAGAAUGGAAAGAGGCAUCGAGAGAGUAAAUGAAAAUUAUCUCUUUUAAAAAUAAAGAGAAUAACAGCGAUUGCUCUUAUACAUAAAGUUUACACGGACAGCAGGCAAAUGAUAUUUUGAUUCGUUGCAACGGGCUAAGCUGGACAUUGCUCACCUUGACGUUUUGUCCAUGAUCCACGAUCUUCUACACUUUUUUCAUGAAAGAAAUCAACCCAAUUUUACUUUGGUCGUCGUUAAAUUUUACAAAGGACUAAGGACCGAACAUUACCACGAGCGUAUAAGAAUCUUGUAAGUGCGAAUUACCCCAUCUGAGAUUCUUGUAUCUGUGUUGCUUGCUCUGGUUCGAUUCGUCGAUACUUAGCGUAGAAGUCACUGUUCACUGCGUUGUUUGCAAAUACGUUUGAGCUGUUCCAUCCAAAAACUUCAACAGAACUUCCAUCUCGAAACAGAACUAGAUGCAAAAACACGUAGAAUGUUUGCGCCUUUCAUUCAACGGUCGCAAAUGUUUGGGAUCCCGUGUUUGUCUAGAGAUGUAAUGGGAUCUCUUGUAAAAGGACCGACCAAUUAGAUCAUGGCCUAGAAUGUCUCCAGGGAAUUAGCGAUAACAUUCCCACACUUGCCGGUCACGGAAUAAAAUUUAUUGAAAGCAUAGAAUUUGAAGGUUUAUUCAAUAAGUGAUCUUCCUUGAGCACAAGCUUACUCACAUUUCUUAGAGGUAAAGUCAACGUUUUCGCGUUGUAAAAGCCGUAAUCUGUGCCAAGGCUUUAUCUGGCGAUUCAUGUUAUUGGCGCUCAAGAAAGUCAGAUCGACCGCAGCUGAAUUGUACGUAGCGACGUUACUGCAGCUACUUCGCAGCGUUUGAAAGUCGGCAACUGCGCUGCAAAACUGCUGCCGAGAGCUUCAAAGAACCUUCAAAGGCUGCACAGCGCUUUUGCAGCCCGCUGCAACUUGAAUGAAGCUGCUGUUUGGCUUCUAAAAGGCUGCUGAACAGCUGUAAUUUAGCUGUAAAGCUAUUUUGAAGCGAUUUUGUGGCGCUGUACAGCGCCGCAAGUUUCGUGCGGGUGGUUGUCUGCACAGCGUCUGCUGCAGAUCAAGUGCAGACAUAAUAAUAGAUCCUUAUUGCAUAAUCACCAAAAGUUCACGAAAGGUCUGCAACAGACUUGCUGCAAACAAGAUAAAAGGCAACACACAGUCAAAGAAGAAGUCAUUUUCAUGAGAUGUCUGUCACAGACAGUAUGCAGACUUGCAGACUUCAGUUUUGCGUCAAAUUGGUCUGCUGUAUGACUGAACAGACCUGUGACAGACCUGAGAAAGGCCUUCGGCAGAUCUGCAAGUUACGUACGGGGCUCUUCUGUAAAUAUAUGGCAUGCAUAUUUUCAUGGCUAUGGCAAUGAUAUAGUAAGAAAUUAACCUCCUAUUAUUGAAUACAUUUAUUGAAAAUAGGCCACUUUAAAAAUGAAUAUUCGUGUUACCUGAUAUUAACUUUUAAAGGGCUGAUUGUGAUACAUGUAUUAUUUUUUUAGGGGUGUCUGAAAAAAAUUACUAGUGACUUCCAAUCAACUGCAAAGAAUGAAUUUUAUUGUGGGAGUCAAUAAUUUAUUAAUACCCCUUCAAUUGUUUCAACCCUGUUUAAAAAGAUUGUAUAGGCUAAAGGGAAGAUAAUAAAUAUUUUUUUAAGCAGACUUUGUCUCUCUUUUCUUGAAAUUUCUAACAACACUAUACUGGAAGGGGUCUAGUGUGAACUGAAUUUUUCAUUUAUAUGUUGAAUAUUGUCCCAGGGCAUACGAAUUAUGGACAGAAGAAUUUCUUAUUUCUGAAUAUGGAAAUCUGACUGUGCGGCUUGAAUCACGAGCUGAAAGUAAUGACAGAAUACCAUCUGGAGAAACAGGAAUUCUAGGUCGUGACACCAUCAGACAUUUUAUACAAAACUACCAGACAAGAGAUGCUUAUGUAAUCUCACAGGUUCCUCAGCCCAUGGAAAGAGACAUAGGGAUUCCACCAUGUUUAAGGUAACUUUCACCAAGUUACUGUGUUCCAACCAUGCAAAAUGUCUUCAUAAUUAAUCCAGUAGUCAUGGGGUUCCAAAUGUAAAAUUUGUUUGAGUUUAUGGUUCUCCUAGUCGACCGUGCAUGUGAUGGUAACAUUUUUGAGUUCCUCUGCAAAUGACCAAGCUGGUGAAGCAAAACUCAAAUGUUUCUUCUUAAGAAGAAAACAAUAAUUAUUGUAUAAAUUCCCACAAAUAAUGACUGUUUUGUGGUAUAUUUAUCACAUUUACAUUUCACCAUUGCAACCUUUUCCAUCUAUCUGUCAUUCAUAAACAAAUAAUUAUUAUAGCUAAAUCAAUAUAAUUUUAAUUACUAUGUUGACCAAUCAAAGUUCCUGACCAGAUUCUGGACAGAUUUUAUGUCAUGAUGAGUAUGAAAUAUCUGUUGUUGAAGUGCAAAAAUCUCUCUUGUGAAACAUCCCUAGAGGCAAGGAGCAGUCAUUUUGGUCUGUAAAAAGGCCCAAAUUUGGCUAAUGGAUGUAUUUUAAGGCUGUGAAUAUAAGAGUCAAGAAAAUGUUGUUAUUUGAUUUUGUGAGUCUUACUUGUAUAGUGUAUCAUUAUAUACACUUUUGAUCUACAGCUGCAUGUUUUGAGUGCACUGCAAGCUAGCAUGAAUGCCAUUUUAUUAAAAGUGUAAAAGGUGAACUUUCUAUUCACCUUGCAGGUGUGGUUCCUUUGGUGAAGCCCUCCAAGAGGUUCACCUUUUUCUUUCAGCUCGUGGAGGCCAAACAAAGCUUCAUCAGGAUCCAUACAGUAAUAUACAUUGUGUAUUUAAUGGUACCAAAGACUGGCUACUAGUUCAUCCAGACCAGACAAAUCUUGUUUACAUGUCAGAUGAUUCUGCAUUUGAGUGGGGAGGAUAUUCAGAGAUUGAUGUUGAUUCUGUUGACCUUGAAUUGUUUCCAUUAAUUAAGGAGGUGCAUUACUCUAAAGUAACAAUGAAUAAAGGUGACUGCUUCUUUAUGCCUGGAGGUGAGCUUAAACUUUCAAUUAAAUACAAUAUUAUGGUCGUAUCAAGAAUGAACAGUUUUUUGUCAUACUUAGACACUUGUCUACUUGUUAACUAAAAGUAAUUAAUGCAAGAAUAUUAAUUCUACCUUAAGCUUUCACUCCGUUUGCUUCAAUUACAAGUUUAUAUUUCAUCAUAUUUUCAGGAGAUAACUUGAUCCCUUGUAUUACUAGAAAUUAAGGGUGCAGCAAUCAACUGAAAUCAUACUGUCAUGUCAAGAGUAUCAUCUUCAUUUUUUUUAUCUUUAAGAGAACCAAAAUUCAAAAGUGGAUUAAUUCUAUUCUUUCACAAUAAUUAAAAAAAAAAAAGGUGCCCAGCAUAUGAUUUCUAUGAAACUUUCUAGUCACCCAGAAGCAAACAUGAAGCACCAGGGGCUAAUAAAAUUAAAUUUCAGUGGAGAUGUGACUGUAAUAUUUCAGUGGAGAAAUGACUGAAGAAAGGUUUCAGGUACUAAUGGAUAUUUAUUAAAGGAAACAAAAUUUUAUUUGUCUUCCUUAAUACAGGUUACUGGCAUCAAGUUCGCUCUUGGGGGCACAUGAAUUCUGCUGUUUCAAUUUGGUUUUCACAAGUGAAGCAUUUUACAGACCAUGGCUGUUACCAAGCAAAGAUUGAAUUCACACCAAUGAAUCAAGUGAUGGUGCUAUGGCGCUUUUCUGGGCAUGGCAAUCUUAGUCAAGGCCACAUGGAUAUCCACAUUGUUAAGAGAUUUCUGUUGAUGCUGGCUGACAGUGAAGGAAAAAUAUGGUUGAAUGAUUUUGUAGCAAAGUAUCUUAAUAGUGAAAGUGAUGUUAAAAGAGAUGUGAUGAGGGAAGAUGAAAGGGAAAGACAAAAACAGGUAAUUCAUCAUAACCUUACUGAUGAAAUUUUUUUUCUCUUUGACCAGGCAGAAGUGGAGAGGGUGUGAUGAACCUUGUAACAUUAUUUAAAAAAAAGCAACAUGACGAUAAUGUUACGAAAAUCAGUCAAGACUAAAGGCAGUGUUCUCAACCACAGGAAAAUAGCUGUUGCACCCAAUUUUUAGUUAUCGUUUAAACUGAUAAAAAUAAUUAAUAUUGCAUGCAUGACAGGCGCAAAAAUGAGGAUAAUCCAAGUGCUUUUUUUUUAUUGCGGGGUAUCUGUUGUAGUUAGUUUUUUAUCUCAGGAAAUUUUUAUUUUUCUUUUGUUUCAACUUCAUUAGCACACAUUACCAUAUCCACAAACAAAAGAAAAACAAAUAAAAUUAUCUGAGAUAACAAAUUAGCUACAACAUAUCCAGUAUGCGUGAAAUCAAUAAUUUGCUAACUUGGGAUCCCUGGGGAUGCAAGGAUAUGUUAGAGGUCAAUUAAUAUUUUGAUAUAAAGUUAAAAUUUUUUAACCUUAAGGUUGAUUCUCAUUUUUCUUUGUCCUCUUGGGCUAGGAGACAAAGGAAAUUUAGAAUCAACCUAGUUUAAAUCAAAAUGAACCAGGAAUCAAAUCUGACCUGUAACAGGCUAGAUACACAAUACUCUUAGCAUACCGGCCCUUCUUUCCGAUCAGUGCUUUCAUACAAUCUGUUAUAACAUUAUUGUACCUUUAUUAGAAAUAGCUUUAUGCAAUUUGAUUCUGGGCAUAAAUAUAUAUAGUCAGCUUUUUCAGAAAAUUCUACUCCACUGGUUAUUGGCAACAUAGUGUACAUGUUCAAGAUAGCGACUGACAGUCACUAUUGGUUGUGUGAAUCAUCUCAGUCAGUUUCACUGCAUGAUGUUGCUUUGCACAAGGCUACCCAUUGAUGUUAGGAACGCUUGACUGCUUGCAGAAUCUGGCUAUGAUCAUGAUACACUGUAUGUGUAAUUAUUCUUAAUUUUUAUCUCGUUGCAGCUAGUUGAUUACUUAGAUCCUGAUGGUAAAGGCUUUGUCACUAAAGAGUAUGUGCAGAACCUUUCUGUUGAUCAGAUGAAGGAAGUCUUGUUGUUUAUUGACCCUACUGAUGUCUCAAAUACUGAAGAACUUGAGUACAGCCACAUUGACGCAGGUUACAUUGAGUGAGUGGUAUUUUGACAAGAUUAUUAGUUACAGAGUGUAGUAACAAUAAAGCCAGUCAUAAGGGGAGGUAGCUAGAUGGGCAGUCAGUCUGGUAGUAAGUCAGAGUCUGUCAUAGUUGUUAAUUGAUGUACUGUAGCCUGUUUAUAGUACACUUGUAAUCUUAAUUUCCACUGGAAGGAAUCAUAUCCCCUCUCACUUGUGUGUUACACAAAGAUUUUUUAGCUAGCCACUUAAAAAAAGAGCUUGCCUUCAAGCUGUAAAUGAUCAGGCGGUUCGUUGGAGUCAAGCCAGCCUGGUUAGUCAUUCUGUUCAUCAGCACGAGUGAGUCAAUUGUUCUCAGACAGUCAAAGGAAAAGGAAGGAAAAAGGACAAGUUAGUACUACAAGUUGUUAAUGAGGCAGUCAGCCAGCCAGUCAGGUAAUUCUGAUCAAUAAUUUGUCAUUCAUUUACAGAUAGUCAGUCAAUCAAACAAACCAAGUUAACCAGUAAAUAAGUUGAUUAAAAAUACAGUUCCAAUUACUUGCAGAGAUCUGUUGGCACAGUGCUAUAAUAAAAGAGGAACCUUUGAUAAAGACAAGUUUAUGUCAAGUUAUGUUCAGGUAAGGGAAGAGAACGCAUUUCUUAGAUAACAAUGUCUUGUAUAGAGUGCAUCUUUUAUCUUAUAAUAGAUGUGGGGAUUUUGAUGUAAAGUUUUAAUUCACCAGUCUUGCCCAACAAGUUAAGCAUGCAAACAUCACAUCUGUAAAAUAUGUGCACAAAUGAAGGCAUCUGUUAAGAACACAAAAAACAGCAUGAACAAGAACAUCCUUAAAACAGAAAUUUAAUGUCCUUAUUACUUAAACCAAAGGUCCUGUCUUAAGUUAGCUUGAGAUCAUGCCCUCUCCCUAUCCCCCUAAAAGAAGUAGGCAUUGAAGUCUCUGUUUGUGGGUGUUAUACAGUCAUGUAAUGGAGUGUAAAUUUUAUAUUGUAGUUAGUUACUGUUUUAUUUAUAUCUUGCUACAUCUCGUUAGGAUCUUGGAGGAACUCAUAAAAAGGCCCUUGAGGUUAGUAAAUGGUUUUCUCAAUGCUUGCAACUUUUAUAUGGUGAUCAUCAUGCUGAAUUUUACUGGACAGUAUAUGAAUGGCGAGGUUAAUUUCUAAGAAAACUGUGGUGCUACAUCGGUGAGGGAUUGAAACACAAAACUUAAAUUUAAGCAACUGAGUUGAUGAAGUCUAAUAUUCCACAGCCUGCUCCACAGACAAUCAGUACAUCUGCCAGCCAGCAUCAAAAUCCUUAUUCUGGGUCCCCAUCAGUGUACCAGGAUUUGAGGACAUGCAAUGAUUGGCCUGUUAAAAAAAGCCAUUGUCCAAUUAAUUGGCCAAUCAGGUUGAAGGGAAAUUUGAACACACUUCCGGUAAUUCAUUGAGUCUGUUGGGGGCCCAGGACAAAGAUCUCCACAUCGCUUCACAGAUUUUUAACCUGGGCUAAAAUAAAUUACAUCUACCAGUGCAUGUACCACUGACAUUGAGAAUCUGAUUGAAGGCUACACUGAACAUAUAAGGCUGUGUUAUUACUCUAUACCUGAUAGCUCUUGCACCAGCGUGAAAACCACAUUGGAAAGGGCUCUUUGUUUACAUAUAAGAACAAUGAUUUUGGCACAGUGUUUGUGAGUGGAUCAUCACACAUCAGAUAGGUUUCUGUGUCCGAUCACUCUUUGCGGCAAUGUAAACUAGGUAUUUGCACUGGUGCAGAAGUGCAUGAGAAGGAGUGAGCACUGAAACCCACUGAGACGAACAUAAAUUAAUAUUCAGGAGUUGUGAGGAUUGGGAUUUAAUUCAUUUAUAAUAGUAAACCAAACCCUCUCAGCCAGCUGCUUCAGUGUUCUAGUUCUGGUCCCGGUUCCUGAUAGGCCGAUAAGUAACAAUCCAGGAUUAAAAAUUUUGUUCCAUCUUUUGUAUUUAUCUUCCGAUGCAUUGCUUAGAGUAACAUUCUGCAUGUAUGUUAUCAUCACUGAAUCUUGGAGUAAAGACACAACAGUAUUUUGUAAGCUGUAGUGACGUGUUCUGAGCCAAGAAAACCUUGCUUGAAAUUUGGCUUAUUCCUGGGUUACACUUAACCAUCUUUCAGAGAACCGAACCCUGGGGUUGUAUCCGUUCAUACUGGCCCAGAGUACUAUUUUUUCUUGUCAACUUGACUAUUAUAGUGUAGACAUAAAACCCAAGUGCCCAAAACAUUACCUUUGGCCUUUGAAUUGUCAUUUCAGUUAUUGGUAAAUCUCAUCCUGGCUAUUAUUUUGCCUACAGAUUGUAGAGAGUCUUGGAGCAGCUAACAAAGAGGUUUCUCUGGCUUCAAUAUUGCCAUUAAUCCCACAAGCUUUAGACAAGUUUCACAGUUCAAGAGUACAUGACCCAACUUUUGAACGGAAAAUGUAUCAACAUUUACGUGAACACGACGAACUUUAACUUAAGAAUUAACAUUCACUGCAUUACAAUAAAAAGCACUCAAUUCUAAUAUAAAAAUAUGAGUGAAAAUUAAUAAAACAUUUCAGAGGGAAAAAAUAAACUCUGUGGUACACGAAAAACAAACCAAGACAAAAGCCUUUAAUGCCCCCUGAACCCUACCCCUUCCCCUCUGCUACCAUAAACCAAACCUUCAUCUC